This is a messenger RNA of Balearica regulorum gibbericeps (East African grey crowned-crane), 1891 nucleotides long. Lineage: Eukaryota; Metazoa; Chordata; Aves; Gruiformes; Gruidae. The record is from RefSeq and is a predicted model, not a curated record.
UUAAGCGUGUAUACUACCACACGGUCAAGCAUUGGUGCUGAGAGUAAUGUAGAUCUGGUUUUGAACGUGGAGGAUUUUGAUAUUGAGUCCAAAUUUGAAAGGACAGUGAAUGUCUCUGUACCAAAGAAAACCCGAAAUAAUGGCACGUUAUAUGCAUAUAUAUUUCUUCAUCAUGCUGGCAUUUUGCCUUGGCAUGACGGUAAACAGGUGCAUAUAGUAAGCCCUCUGACCACAUACAUGGUCCCUAAACCAGAAGAGAUUAAUUUGCUCACUGGAGAGUCGGCCAUGCAGCAAAUUGAAGCAGAAAAACAGACCAAUGCUCUCGAUGAACCUGUCUCUCACUGGAGGUCAAGAUUAACCUUAAAUGUCAUGGUGGAAGAUUUUGUGUUUGAUGGAUCAUCCCUCCCUGCUGAUGUUCACCGUUACAUGAAAAUGGUUCAGUUGGGGAAGACAGUGCAUUACCUUCCAAUAUUAUUUAUUGAUCAGCUAAGCAACAGAGUGAAAGAUUUGAUGGUUAUAAAUCGUUCUACAACAGAGCUACCUCUUACAGUGUCAUAUGACAAAAUAUCUCUUGGAAAACUCCGAUUUUGGAUCCACAUGCAGGAUGCUGUGUACUCCCUCCAACAAUUUGGGUUUUCAGAAAAGGAUGCAGAUGAAGUAAAAGGAAUUUUUGUUGAUACUAACCUGUACUUUCUGGCUUUGACAUUCUUCGUAGCAGCUUUUCAUCUUCUCUUUGAUUUCCUUGCAUUCAAAAAUGACAUCAGCUUUUGGAAGAAAAAGAGGAGCAUGAUUGGGAUGUCUACAAAAGCAGUGCUUUGGCGGUGCUUUAGUACUGUGGUUAUAUUUCUUUUCCUUUUGGAUGAACAAACAAGUUUAUUGGUACUAAUCCCGGCAGGCAUUGGUGCAGUGAUUGAGCUCUGGAAAGUGAAGAAAGCUUUGAAAAUGACAAUCAAGUGGCAAGGCUUGAGACCCAAAAUUCAGUUUGGUACAUACAAUGACUCUGAAAAGAAAACUGAGGAGUAUGAUACCCAGGCUAUGAAAUACUUGUCAUAUUUGCUCUAUCCACUGUGUAUUGGAGGUGCAGGUUACUCCUUGCUGAACGUCAAAUACAAAAGCUGGUAUUCCUGGUUGAUUAACAGCUUUGUCAAUGGAGUGUAUGCUUUUGGAUUCCUGUUUAUGCUGCCCCAGCUGUUUGUAAACUACAAGAUGAAAUCUGUUGCACACUUACCGUGGAAGGCUUUCACAUACAAAGCGUUCAACACCUUUAUUGAUGAUAUAUUUGCCUUUAUCAUCACUAUGCCAACAUCUCAUAGGCUGGCGUGCUUUAGAGAUGAUGUCGUGUUCCUGGUCUAUCUUUACCAAAGAUGGCUUUAUCCUGUGGAUAAGAGCAGAGUGAAUGAGUAUGGAGAAUCUUAUGAAGAAAAGCCAAAAAAAAAAGCUCAUAGAGAAUAACUAAGAAUUGAAGAAGAUUCUGACCCCUGGACUCUUACUGGCUUCAUGUAUUAUCUGGUCUAAAGGAAGGAAAAACUUAUUUAAUAAGAGUAUUUUUAAAGCUUAUGACAGAACUACAUGGACAAUACAUCUUCUAUAUUGCCAAAAUCUAGUUUUGAUAUCCUAUUUUAAGACCCUUUUUGUCCUCACAAGGUCCACAGUCUGCCAGAUGUCAUUAAAUAAACUUCCUGCAUUUAAACUUCUCUUCAGUGAAAACCUAAGUGUCCUGACCAUUGUAAUUAAUAUCCAAAUCUACGUUUUUAAGACAACUCGCUAACUGAAAGUGUGGAGCCCAUGCCACUAGGCUAUGAAGAGUGAAAAAACUAACCAGUGCGUUACAGCAGAAUUGAGUAUUAUUGCCAAACUGGAGGCUGUCAAACAUAAAAUGUAUAAUAUUGGA